Callithrix jacchus (white-tufted-ear marmoset) is the source of this 4150-nucleotide messenger RNA. Lineage: Eukaryota; Metazoa; Chordata; Mammalia; Primates; Cebidae. The record is from RefSeq and is a predicted model, not a curated record.
AGAGAGGAGGCCACACCCCACGCUGCCCCUGCCGUCAAGCCUGGUCAACCCCCGCAGGGUUCCCGGAUGUGCUUUCCCAGCCUCCAUCUUCUAAGUCUUGGAAGGCAUUUUGUGAGGAGGCGCGAUCUAGGUCAGCCGAGGGAAGUCUUAGAUCCAACCAGUUCUCAAGAAAAGACAGGCGCACCACACCGAGGGCCUAGGAGUCUUCUGGCAACAGAGGAGGCUGAACCGGGGCUGCAGCCAGGGAGGUGGCACUGGGCUUCCUGGGGAGCCCGUCACAGGCAGGGCCUAUUCACGACGCAGGAAGGGCCAAGGUUGGCCUGCAGCCCUCCGCCAGGACCAGACGUCUGCAGGGGCUCCCCUGAAAGCCAGCAGGCAGUGCUGGUUCAGGGGAUCCAGGAACCAGGAGUUGAAGACCAGGGUCUGAGUUCCACUUCUAAACUCAGCACAGCAGAGGAGGCCCAGGCAAAGCUAGGAGUCAAGGUUCCCACAGAGCAAACGCCCUAGGAAGACAGGCGAUCUGUGAGGCCUAGAGUACCAUCUUAAGAGAAGGAGAGUUGUAAGGCAGCCUUUGUCAGAGCCAUCAUGGACGAGGAGAUGCCUGCUGCUGGGAUGCCGAGUCUUCUCCAGAGUUCUCCUGAGAAUCCUCAGAGUGCACCCGAGGGGCCUGACCAGUCUCCUCUCCAGAGUCCUGUGAGCGCCUUCAUCUCCUUCACUUCAUUGAGUCUUCAGAGUCCUCCUGAGAGUCCUCAGAGUUCACCUGAGGGGCCUGUACAGUCUCCUCUCCUGAGUCCUGUGAGCUCCUCCUCCACUUCACUGAGUCUUCCCCUGAGUUCCCCUGAGGAUCCCCAGAGUCCUGUGAGCGCCUUCAUCUCCUCCACUUCAUUGAGUCUUCAGAGUCCUCCUCAGAGUCCACCUGAGGGUCCUGUACAGUCUCCUCUCCUGAAUCCUGUGAGCUCCUCUUCCACUUCACUGAGUCUUCCCCUGAGUUCCCCUGAGUAUCCCCAGAGUCCUCCUGAGGGGCCUGCCCAGUCUCCUCUCCAGAGUGCUCUGAGCCCCUUCGUUGCUUCCAUUUCAUUGAAUCUUUCCCAGAGUUUCCCUGAGGGUCCUCAGAGUCCUUCUGAGGGGCCUGCCCAGCCUGCUUUCCAAAGUUCUGUGUGGUCCUUCUCCUCCACUUCACUGAGUCUUCUCCAGAGCUUCCCUGAGAGUCCUCAGAGUCCUCCUGAGGGGCCUGCCCAGUCUAUUUUCCAGAGUUUUGUAUGCUCCUUCUCCACUUCACUGAGUCUUCUCCAGAGUUUCCCUGAGAGUCAUCGGAGUUCUCCUGAGGGGCCUGUGCAGUCUCCUCCCCAGAGUUCUGUGAGCUCCUCCUCCUCCAGUUCAUUGAGUCUUCUCCAGAGUUUUCCCAAGAGCCCUCAGAGUCCUCCUGAGGGGCCUGCACAGUCUCCUCUCCUGAGUCCUGUGAGCUGCUCCUCCACUUCACUGAGUCUUCCCCACAGUUUCCCUGAGAGUCCCCGGAUUCCUCCUGAGGGCUUUCCCAAUCUCCUCUCCAGAGUCCUCUCUACCUACUCCUCCUCCUCCUCCAGUUCAUUGAGAUUUCUCCAGAGUUCUUCUGAGAGUCCUCAGAGUCCUCCUGAGGGGCCUGCGCAGUCUCCUCUCCUGAGUCCUGUGAGCUCCUCCUCCACUUCACUAUGUCUUCCCCCAAGUUCCCUUGAGAGUCCUCAGUGUCCUCCUGAGUGGCCUGCGCAAUCUCCUCUCCUGAGUUUUGUGAGCUCCUCCUCCUCAAUUUCACUGCGUCUUCCACUGAGUUCCCCUGAGAGUCCUCCUGAGGGGCCUGCCGAGUUUGCUCUCCCGAGCUUUGAGUCCUUCUUCUCCUCCACUUCACUGAAUCUUCUCCAGAGUUUCCCUGAGAGUCCUCCUGAGUGGCCUUCCCAGUCUCCUCUCCAGAGUCCUGUGAGCUCCUCCUCUACUUCACUGAGUCUUCCCCAGAGUUUCCCUGAGAGUCCUCAGAGUCCUUCUGAGGGCCCUGCCAGUCUCCUCCCCAGGGUCCUGUGAUCCUUCUCCUCCCUCUCUUACAGUCCCCUGUGUCUUCUCCAGAGUUCCACUGAGAGUCCUCAGAAUCCUUCUGAGGGGCCAGCCCAGUCUGCUCUCCAGAGUUUUGUGCGCUCCUUCUUCUCUGACUGUUUGAGUCUUCUCGAGAGUUCCCCUGAGUGUCCCCAGAGUCCUCCUGAGGGCCCUUCCCAGUCUGCUCUCCAGGGUCCUGUGACCUCCUCCUCCUUCAGUCCAUUGAGUUUUCCCCCGAGUUCCCCUGAGUGUCCCCAGAGUCCUCCUGAGGGCCCUUCUCAGUCUGCUCUCCAGGGUCCUGUGACCUCCUUCUCCUUCAGUCCAUUGAGUUUUCCCCCGAGUUCACCUGUGUGUCCCCAUUGUCCUGAGGGCUCCUCCCAGUCUGCCCUCCAGGGUCCUGUGACCUCCUUCUCCUUUGGUCCAUUGAGUCUUACCCCGAGUUCCCCUGAGUGUCCUCAGAAUCCUGAGGGGCCUGCCCAGUCUGCUCUCCAGAGUUUUGUGCGCUCCUUCUUCUCUUACUUUUUGAGUCUUCUCGAGAGUUCCCCUGAGUGUCCCCAGAUUCCUCCUGAGGACCCUUCCCAGUCUGCUCCCCAGGGUCCCGUGAGCACCUUCUCCUCCUGUCCAUUCCGUCUUCCCCUGAGUUCCACUGAGUGUCCCCAGAGUCCUCCUGAGGGGCCUUCCAGUCUGCUCCAGGGUCCUGUGGGCUCAUUCUACUCCUCCACUUUAUGGAACCCAUCCAGUGAAGAGUCCAGCAGCCCAGCAGAUGAAGAUACAAGAACCUCAGACACCUUACUAGACAGUGAGUCCUUGACAGAUAAUGAGUCCCUGACAGCCACUGAGCCCUUGUUUGCUCAUACACUGGAUGAAAAGGUGGAUGAGUUGGUGCAGUUUCUUCUUCUCAAAUAUCAAGCGAAGGAGCCUGUCACAAAGGCAGAGAUGCUGACGAUUUUCGUCAACAGGUACAGGGGCUACUUUCCUAUGAUCUUCAGGAAAGCCCGUGAGUUCAUAGAGAUUCUUUUUGGCAUUGCCCUGACAGAAGUGGGCCCCGACCACUCCUAUGUCUUUGUAAAUACAUUAGACCUCACCUGUGAAGGGAGUCUGAGUGAUGAGCAAGGCAUGCCCCAGAACCGCCUCCUGACACUUAUUCUGAGUAUAAUCUUCAUAAAAGGCUCCUGUGCCUCUGAGGAGGUCAUCUGGCAUGUGCUGAAUGGAAUAGGGGUAUGUGCUGGGAGGGAGCACUUCAUCUUUGGGGAGCCCAGGGAGCUCCUCACUAAAGUUUGGGUACAGGAACAUUACCUGGAGUACCGGGAGGUGCCCAACACUUCUCCUCCACGUUAUGAAUUUCUUUGGGGUCCCAGAGCCCAUUCAGAAAUCAGCAAGACAAAAGUAGUAGAGUUUUUGGCCAUGCUAAACAAUACCAUCCCUCGUUCCUUUUCACCCUCGUACAAGGAUGCUUUGAAACAUCUAGAAGAGAGAGCCCAGGCCACAAUUGACACCACAGAUGACUCCACUGUCACAGACGGUGCAAGCUCCAAUGUUUCCCAGCCCGUCUUCCCCUGAGCAAAGUCUAAGGCAGAAUCUUCCUUUUGAGUGUGAACAGGGCAGGCGAGUUUCUAUGCCAUGGAGGGCCCGGGUGAAGCUGGCGAGAACACAGUGUUUGCGUUUCUGUUCCAUAUGGUAGUUUAGAGAUUUACCUUUUUUACUUUGGGGUAUUUUUCAAAUGCUUUUCCUUUUAAUAACAGGUUUAAAUAGCUUCAGAAACUUAGUUUAUGGAGUUUAUGAAUAUUAGUCACACAUGUACUGCUGUUUAAGUGGUUUAGGGGGUAACGGUUUGAUAGUUUGUAAAACACACACACACACACACACACACACACACACACACGAUUGGGAAAACCUGCCUAUCUGUGGUCUGUCACACGUUAAUAUGGUAUUACUGUAGCAAUUUUCUUUAAACUGUAAAAGAACUCUGGAGUUGAAUAGUGGAACAAAACAAAGGAUUGUUAAUAUUUGCAUUUCCUCAUACCCUUUAGUCUGUUGUUCUUGAAAAUUAAAGAUACGUACCUGGUUUUCUUGGCUUGUUUAAUAAGUA